AUGGGAUCGACUACCGCUACCGCUACCCCAACUCCAAGGACAAGCCUCGACGCUGGAUCUACCGUGCAAGGAACACACUCUCCAAUGGCCAGCGACUCGAACAAGGAAGCUACCACCGUUUGCAAGGAAAACCUCUCCCCCUCAGAAUCAGAAAAAUCCCGCUCUCCAAAAACCCGGCGCCAGAGCGCCAUGGGCAUAAUCCAACUGCUCUCCCUCUCCGGGUGUCUCUUCAACUUGGGCUGGAACGACGGGACUCCAGGUCCCAUGCUGCCUAGGCUGCAGGAAGUUGGUUUUGCUGUGGUGUCUUUGGUUUUCGUCAUGUCAUGUACUGGCUUUAUCACCGGUGCUGUAGUGAAUGUCUUGAUUACCGAUAGAUUUGGGAUGGGAAAAAUCAUGGCAGCUGGCACGAUUCUCCAAAUCAUCGCAUACAGCGUUCAGACCUCCGCUCCUCCCUUCCCCGCAUUCGUAGCCAUGAACUUUUUGAACGGAAUGGGUCUCGCUCUUCAGGAUGCUCAAGCUAACGGCUACGUCGGCUCGCUAGCUGAGAACCUGGAGACGAAGAUGGGUGUUAUCCACUGCGUCUAUGGCCUAGGUGCAUUCGCAUCAGCCCUAGUGUCGACCCAGUUCUCCCAAAUGGAACGAUGGUCUUUCCACUACCUCGUCUCUCUCGGACUCGCCAUCCUCAACUCCCUCUCCGUUAUGCUCGUCUUCCGCUUCAGGCGACAGGAGGACAAUCUUAAGGCUGCAGGCGAAAUCGUCACAGAGGCUAACGAGGGUGCGACUAGCUUCAAGACUAUCAUGGCGAGCAAGACCGUGCAUGUUCUGGCGUUCUUUUUGUUUGUCUAUGUUGGCCUUGAGAUCGCUAUUGGAGGGUGGAUUACCACGUUUAUUAUUGAGGUUCGGGGAGGUGGGCCUUCGUCCGGGUAUAUUGCCACUGGUUACUUUGGAGCCCUUGCGGUCGGUCGAGUUAUUCUUCUCCCUGUUAACGCUUUGGUAGGUUUAGGGCUCUCCAUUGUCGGCGAACGCUGGGUCGUCUACCUCUACGGUCUCCUCACACUAGGGUACGCCUCUCCAACUCCAUCCACCCACUCUAACAUAACACCCCACCUUACCCUACCCUACCUCCCACACAGCCUAGAAUUCGUAGUCUGGUUCGUCCCCUCGCUAGUCGGCAACGGCAUCGCCGUGGCCUUCAUGGGUCUCUUCAUGGCACCCAUGUACCCCCUGGCGAUGAACCAAGCCUCGCGCGUCCUCCCCUCCUACAUCCUCACCGGUGCGAUUGGGUGGAUUGCGGCGUUUGGUCAGGCUGGGAGUGCGAUUGUGCCGUUUAUGGCUGGUGCGAUUGCGCAGAAGCAUGGGAUUUCGAGCUUGCAUCCUGUGUCCGUUGCGAUGAUUGGAGCCUUGAUGGUGCUGUGGUUUUUGGCGCCGAACCAGGCCCGGUCUUCACUGGCCGGUGGGCUGUAA
Coprinopsis cinerea okayama7#130 is the source of this 1464-nucleotide messenger RNA. RefSeq lists its product as hypothetical. The transcript has 11 exons. Lineage: Eukaryota; Fungi; Basidiomycota; Agaricomycetes; Agaricales; Psathyrellaceae. Gene Ontology annotation, cellular component: membrane. Gene Ontology annotation, molecular function: transmembrane transporter activity. Gene Ontology annotation, biological process: transmembrane transport. The record is from RefSeq and is a predicted model, not a curated record. Bases 1 to 1464 code for a protein of 487 amino acids.